Molecule: messenger RNA, 1190 nt
Organism: Trematosphaeria pertusa
Lineage: Eukaryota; Fungi; Ascomycota; Dothideomycetes; Pleosporales; Trematosphaeriaceae
Product: 2-hydroxy-3-oxopropionate reductase
Exons: 3
Coding region: 159-1088 (309 amino acids)
Molecular function (GO): NADP binding; NAD binding; oxidoreductase activity, acting on the CH-OH group of donors, NAD or NADP as acceptor
Source: RefSeq, a predicted model, not a curated record
CCAGCUACAUCUCCACUUGGGCAAGGCCCCAUCUGCCCUCCAUCGGCACUUGAUAGACCGUGGGGUAGAGCGGAAUUGCUCCGCCGAGACCGACUAGUAUAACAUCAGGCUACCAAACGCCCUCCUCCGUUGAUUGACACACGACCACACGAGCCGCAAUGGAAGAGUUCAACAUUGGAUGGAUUGGCCUCGGCAACGCCGGUUACCCCAUGGCCGCGUGCCUCGCGAAGAAGGGCCACCGGCUUCUUGUUCGCGACGCAGACCCAGCCCGCGGUAUCAAUUUCGUCGAAGAAUAUCCGAAGUGCAGGGCCGCCUCGUCUGAUCCGAACGUUUUCCAGAGCUGCGAGGUUGUGGUUACGAUGCUGCCGAAUGGAAAGGUGGUGAUGGAUGCGCUACUGGGAGAACGGGGCAUUGCGCCGCAUCUAAAGCCAGGAUCCGUUGUCAUCGACACAAGCUCAUCAUCGCCAUAUGAUACCCAGGCACUUGGAAAGGAACUGAGCAAGCUAAACGUGGAUCUAGUGGAUUCCCCCAUCACGCAGGAAAGGCUUCAUCAGAUCGACGAAGGAGGCGCGACAUUGAUGGUCGGUGCCGACAAGCCCGAAGCGUUAGAAAAUGUUAUGCCGAUCCUGAAAGAUAUGAGCGCUCACGUCUUUCCUAUGGGUGGCCUGGGUACCGGCCACAUAAUGAAGACGCUCAACAACUACACCAGCGUGGGCAGCAUCAUCGCGCUGUGCGAUUCUCUGGUCGCCGGUCAGAAGCUCGGUUUGGACCCCCAGACUAUGAUCGACGUGAUGAAUGUCGGCACCGGCGUCAACUUUUCAACCAAAUACUCUAUGAAGAACCUCAAGUCCUACGACACAGGCUAUCAGCUCGAGCUCCUUGUCAAGGACGUCAGAAUCGCCAAGGACGUGAUUGAGAAGUCUGGAUUCCAGUCAGAUCUGCCAGCGCUGGCUUUGAAGUACCUGGAAGAUUCGAUGAAGUGCGUGGAGAAGGGCGCAGAUCACUCCGAAUGUCUGAAGAGCUGGGAACAGAGAGCCGGAGUGGAGAUCAAAAUGACUGAGAGACGGGUGAAUGGAAAAGAGGAGUAAAGACAGUCGGACCAGUUCUCAGAAGGAGCCGGUGUUGCAUCUCAUGUGAUUUCUUUGGUCAGGUUUAUUUUCUCACUGCGUAAAUGCCCUGAGUUUGCUCUU